Messenger RNA from Strongyloides ratti, 948 nucleotides. RefSeq lists its product as hypothetical. The transcript has a single exon. NCBI's taxonomy places the organism in Eukaryota, Metazoa, Nematoda, Chromadorea, Rhabditida, Strongyloididae. Bases 1 to 948 code for a protein of 315 amino acids. The record is from RefSeq and is a predicted model, not a curated record.
AUGAAUCGUUCAGAAUUAUUUAAUGCGCAAAAUGCAACUUCAGAUAUAUCGGGUAAAUUUCGAGAAGCUACAAUUGAAUAUAAUACUCAAUGCCAUCGAUAUAAGUUAGAGAUUGAAGAAUUAAAGAUAACAAUAAGUAAGUUAAAAGAUUUAAAUGACAAGGCUCAUAAACGUAUAUACAAACUUAAACAAGAGAAUGAUGAAUUAAAUGGAAUAAUACUAGAAUUAGAAGAUAAAUUAAGUCACAAUAACAUGACAAUAAAUAAUUUAAUAAUUAAAAACAAUGAAAUGAAAGAAAUGAAUGAAGAAUAUAAGAAACAGUUAGAUGAAGAAAAAGAAAAAUGUAUUAAAUUAUCCAUUAGACCUUCUGAAGAAUGUUUAAUAAAUAAGAUAACUGAACAAUCCAAGGAAUAUGAAGAUAAAUUAAAAGAAGUUAUUAAUUCAAAAGAUGAUUUGAAACAUGAAUUAGAUAUUUUAAAAGAAAAAUAUUCUUCUAUAACAGAAGAAUAUAUGCUAUCGAGAGGUGAAGUAUCUGUAUUGGAAAAAGAAAUUAAUGAAUUAAAGGAAAAAGAAGAUAUUAUGAAAAUGGAAAUAGGUUCUUUAAAAUUACAAAUAUCAGAAAAAAAUAAAAAAUCAUUAGUUGGAAGAAUAAAUGAUGAUCCAGAACUUAAAAAAUAUUUAAACACCCAACAAAUGAUGUUAGAACAUUUAGAGAUAGAAAAUGAUUCAAUGCAUGAGAUGUACCAGUUAAUGUUUAGAAAGAUUAAAGAACAGUUAGUGGAGAAAAAAUGUAAUGAUGAUGAAAGGAUUUAUGAUAAUAAUAUUCUUAGUAUGAAUGUAGAAAAAAACGUUGUUUUGGAUAAUAAAAUAUGUAACAAAGAUACACUAUCGUCAAAUAUAUUUAUUACAUCAUGUAAAAAUUGUUCAGGAAAAAUUGAAAUUGCAUAA